This is a messenger RNA of Calypte anna (Anna's hummingbird), 4827 nucleotides long. It is a transcript of the gene NID2, whose product is annotated as nidogen 2. NCBI's taxonomy places the organism in Eukaryota, Metazoa, Chordata, Aves, Apodiformes, Trochilidae. Gene Ontology annotation, biological process: cell-matrix adhesion. The transcript is spliced from 22 exons. The coding region runs from base 55 to 4074 and encodes 1339 amino acids. Gene Ontology annotation, cellular component: basement membrane. The record is from RefSeq and is a predicted model, not a curated record. Gene Ontology annotation, molecular function: calcium ion binding.
GUCGGGUGUCGGUUCGGUCCGUCGGCUCCGGCCGAAGGGAGGGGUUGCGGCGGGAUGCGGGUGGCGGUGCUGGUGGCGGUGGUGGCGGCGGUGGGGACAGCCCUGCCCCGCCCGGGGCUGUUCCCCUACGGCCCGGGCCGCGGCGAUGCUCGGCUCCGACCCGGGGACGACGAGAGCUCUCCCGGGCUGCCCCUCCGCCGGGCCCUUCGCCUCUACGGCCGCGCUGCCCGCCGCCUCUACGUGGGGACCAACGGGAUCAUCUCCACCCAGGAUUUCCCCAGGGAGACCCAGUACGUGGAUGAUGAUUUCCCCACGGAUUUUCCUGUCAUCGCUCCCUUCCUGGCUGACCUGGACACCUCGGGUGACAGAGGGAACAUCUACUACCGGCAGGAUGAGUCUCCAGAUGUGUUGGACCAGGCUGUGGGUUACAUCCAGGCUGGAUUCCCCAGCACCACCGGUUCCUUCCUGCCCACCAAUGCCUUCAUCACCACUUGGGAGGAUGUGGGUUCCUACCAGGAGCUUUCCCAGGAUGCUGAGCCCUCCGAGAAGCUCAACACCUUCCAAGCAGUCAUAGCCUAUGAUGCUGAGGACACCUACACCAUCUUCCUCUACCCUGAGGGGGGACUUCAGUUCCUGGGGACACGACCCAAGGAAUCCUACAACGUCCAGCUGGAGCUGCCAGCCCGGGUGGGCUUCAGCCGAGGGGACGGCGAUGACCCAAAGAGGGAUGGGCUCUUCCACAGCCUGGCCAGCAGUGAGCAGGCUCUGAGGAACCUGGAGAGGGAGAGCAACGUGGGGGUGCCCGGCGUGUGGGUCUUCCACGUGGGCAGCACAUCCCCUCUGGAGCACGUGGAGCCCGGAGGUGGCAGAGGACAAAGCCCCGAUGUGUCACCAAGUGCCACCCGCCACGGAGCCCACCAGACGUCCACGGAGCUGCCGGCGUGGCAAGGCUUGGAGGCCACAUCAGGACAGCGGGGUGGGGAGGGCAUUGUCCCCAGGAGGUUGCCCCUGUCCCCCAGGCAGGAGCAGAGCCACCACCUGCACCCUGGUGGGGCUCAGCAGAGCCACUCUGCCAACCCCUCCUCCUACAGCUCCGGCCAGCACGGUGUUGGUGUGGAGGAGGAUGAGCACUUUAAUCCUGAUGUGUUCACCUACAGUGCAGCCAGCAAGGAGACUUGUGCCCAGCACCACAGGCACUGCUCCCCACACGCCUUCUGCACCGACUAUGCCACCGGUGCCUGCUGCCACUGCCGGGCCACCUACUAUGGCAAUGGGCACCAGUGCCUGCCUGAAGGGGCCGUGCAUCGUCUCAAUGGGAAGGUGAGCGGGAGCCUGCUGGUGGGACGGGAAUCCAGCACCUUCCAGGAUGUUGAUCUCCAUGCCUACAUCGUGGGCAGCGAUGGCCGAGCCUACACAGCCAUCAGUGGGGUGCCCCAGCCUGCUGGCCGUGCCCUCCUGCCCCUCCUGCCCAUCGGAGGGCUCUUUGCCUGGCUCUUUGCCCUGGAGGAACCUGGGUCUGAGAACGGCUUCAGCAUCACGGGUGCUGAGUUCACCCAGAGCCUGGAGGUGACCUUCUACCCCAGGGGGGAGACUGUCCACAUCACUCAGACAGCCGAGGGCCUGGGGCCAGACAACUACUUAAGCCUUAAGACACACAUCCGGGGCCAGGUACCAUUUCUCCCUGAGAACACCACAGUCCACAUCACCCCCUACGAGGAGCUCUACCACUACUCCAGUUCAGCUGUCACCUCCUCUGCUCACCGGGAGUACACCCUGCUCACUGGGACAACCAACCAGACCUUGUCCUACCGCCUGCACCAGAACAUCACCUUCUCCAGCUGUCCCUACACCCGCCUGCCCCCCCGGCAGAGCUUGGGGGUGUCCCAUGCCUUCACCCUCUAUGACACCCAGGAGCACGUCCUGCGCUACGCCCUGGCUGCUCGCAUCGCACCAGCACCAGCUGAUGCUGGGAACCCCGUGGUGAACCCGUGCCACGAUAGCAGCCAUGCCUGUGAGGAGCCAGCACGCUGCCAGCCCGGUGUGGGGAUGGAGUACACGUGUGUGUGCUCAGCCGGGUACCGCAGGGAUGGACGGGGCUGCCGAGACGUGGAUGAGUGCUCUGAGGGUCUGAGCCACUGUGGCCCUUUCACCACCUGCCGGAACGAGCCGGGCAGCUACCGGUGCGAGUGCCGCGGGGGGUACCGGCUGGCAGAGGACGGGCAGACCUGUGUGCCUCUGGCACCGGUGACAAACCCCUGUGAGGACGGGAGCCACCCCUGUGCCCCGGGGGACCGUGCUCGCUGCCUGCCCCGCGCCGGGGGACCCCCCGCUUGCCAGUGCCUGCCUGGAUACACCGGGGAUGGCAUCCACUGCUCUGACGUGGAUGAGUGUGCCGAAAAUCCCUGUCACCCCGCUGCCCUCUGCUACAACACCCCGGGCUCCUUCUCCUGCCACUGCCAGCCUGGAUACGAGGGCGAUGGCUUCCAGUGCACGUACGGGAGGACGCGGCAGCUGACCCCCUGCCAGCACGACCAGCUCUACCCACGGGCGGUGCCACCGGGACCCUCACCCGUGGGUGACGGGCACGUCCCCCAGUGUGACGAGGAGGGAGGGUACAGACCCCUGCAGUGCCACGGCAGCACCGGGUACUGCUGGUGCGUGGACGCCGCAGGGCAGGAGAUCGCCGGCACCCGGACGGCACCAGGCAGCACCCCGCCACGCUGCGGGAGCCCAGCAGGGUCCAUGCAGCAGCUGACCCCCUGCGAACACGAGCGGCUCUACCCACGGGCGGUGCCACCGGGACCCUCACCCGUGGGUGACGGGCACGUGCCCCAGUGUGACGAGGAGGGAGGGUACAGACCCCUGCAGUGCCACGGCAGCACCGGGUACUGCUGGUGCGUGGACGCCGCGGGGCAGGAGAUCGCCGGCACCCGGACGGCACCAGGCAGCACCCCGCCACGCUGCGGGAGCCCAGAGCCCACCGAGCGUCCCCCCACCAUGUGCGAACGCUGGCGGCAGAGCCUGCUGGAGCACUACGGGGGCAGCCCCCGUCCCGACCAGUACGUGCCCCAGUGCGAGGCGGGGGGCGAGUUCAGCCCCCUGCAGUGCCACGGGGACAGCGGGUACUGCUGGUGCGUGGACCAGAACGGCAGGGAGGUCCAGGGCACGCGCUCGGAACCCGGUACCACCCCUCCAUGUCUUCCCAGCAUCGCCCCGCCCCGCGUCCGGCCCUCCCCCCGCCCCGAUGUGUCCCCACCGGCCGCGGGGACGUUUCUGCUCUAUGCCCAGGGACAGCAGAUCGGUUACCUGCCCCUCAACGGGACGCGGCUGCAGAAGGAGGCGGCCAGGACCCUGCUCUCCCUCCAUGGCUCCAUCGUGGUGGGGAUUGACUAUGACUGUCGGGACAAGACCAUUUAUUGGACUGAUGUGGCCGGACGGACCAUCAGCCGAGCGAGUCUGGAGUCAGGGGCUGAGCCAGAGACCAUCAUCAACUCAGGACUCAUCAGCCCUGAGGGGCUAGCAGUGGAUCACCUGCGCCGAGCCAUGUUCUGGACUGACAGUGGGCUGGAUAAGAUUGAGAGAGCCCGGCUGGAUGGUUCUGAGAGGAGGGUGCUCUUCGACACCGAGCUGGUCAACCCCAGGGCCAUCACAGUGGACCCUGUCCGAGGCAACCUCUACUGGACAGACUGGAAUCGUGAAGCCCCCAAAAUUGAAACUUCUACUGUCAAUGGAGCCAACAGGAGGGUCCUGGUGAACAGGGACAUUGGGUUGCCCAACGGGCUGACGUUUGACCCCUUCUCCAAGCUGCUCUGUUGGGCAGAUGCAGGAACAAAGCACCUGGAGUGCACAUUCCCUGAUGGCACGGGCCGGCGCAUCAUCCAGAACAACCUCAACUACCCCUUCAGCAUCAUCAGUUAUGCCAAUCACUUCUACCACACGGACUGGAGACGGGAUGGUGUGAUAGCUGUUGAUAAAGAAACUGGCUCCUUCACUGAUGAGUAUCUCCCAGAGCAGCGAUCCCAUCUCUACGGAAUAACUGCAGUUUAUCCCUACUGCCUUGGAGCAAGGAAAUAGUAACUGCUGUUUGGAGGAAUAACAAUCUUUGCACCCAAAAGAACUUCAGACCCAGAAAACUGUUACUGCAUACACCAACCAAGGGGGGAACCCCUGAACUGAGGCCAACAGUGACCUACUUGCCUGCAAAAGAUUACCCAAUAUUUUUUUGAAGUUAUACCUCAAGUCUUUACUACUGUAUUUUUUUUUUAAAAAAGAAAAGUAUUUUACAAAAAGAAAAUAAAUAAAAAAUGGUCCUGUGAAUCUUAGGCCAUUGCUCUAACUCUUUGCUUAUACAAGCAAAUUUAAUACCUAGCUUUCGUAUUCAAAGGUUUUUAUUUUAUUGGAAGAAGAAUGGAUUCAUUUUUUUUAUAGUUUUGAUAAGCUGACCAAUGGGUCCUUUUCUCCAAAAGCAAGUGCCUGUGGGGACCUUUGGAUGCAGCAUCUUGCUGGGUCUGAGUAAUCUACAGCCCUGAAGACAGAGACUGUGCGUGCUCCAGGAGGGUGCAGAAGAGUUUUACAGGAUAUGGCAAAGGCAUGGAAGUUUGUCCAGAGGACAAGUCUGUCUUUUCACCACUGCCUCAAUGCAUGUCUUUUAGUAUUUAUAUUAGAAGAAUAUGCUAGAACUAUCUGUUCAUGCUUGUUGGUUCUUCUAAGUGCCUUCAUAGACCUACCCAGUGUAGACCAAUACCUGUCCAGAAAUACCAUUUACGUUGUAACGCUUCACUGUUUUUCUAGGUUACUUCAAUAAUGGAAUAAAAUGGUUGUUUUGAA